Pocillopora damicornis (cauliflower coral) is the source of this 2299-nucleotide messenger RNA. RefSeq names its product QRFP-like peptide receptor. Gene Ontology annotation, molecular function: G protein-coupled receptor activity. Gene Ontology annotation, biological process: G protein-coupled receptor signaling pathway. The record is from RefSeq and is a predicted model, not a curated record. NCBI's taxonomy places the organism in Eukaryota, Metazoa, Cnidaria, Anthozoa, Scleractinia, Pocilloporidae. Gene Ontology annotation, cellular component: membrane.
UUCGUUCUCAAAAUAUAGGUUCCUUUAAAACUCAACUUCCUUAGACAAAUAUCGGUGUUAAUCCAGAUGAACUGAGCGAAAUGUAACUUCCUAGUGUAUUUUGCAAUGUGUUUGACGCACAGGCGUCAAUUAGCUCUCACUACUUAUUCUUGCUGCUUUGGGCCUGAGACACCUGUCCUGAAAUUUAAGCAUAGUUUAAUGGUUCCUGGAGACAAGCCUCUGUCUGCCUCUCAUACGUGAUAAUCAAUUCGAAGCGAAUCUGAAAAUAUGAAUUGCACCAACAUGAACUACGCAAAGAAUAUUGAUGAUAACCGAAACUAAUUCAUCGAGUAAAUUUCAAUUUCAAACACCACGGCUCGGAAAGUAAUGAACAUACCCAAUAUUAGAGAAAGAUCAUAAAACAUGACCAGUCAUCUGUCUCCAGUUCAAGCAACUUCCUCAUUAAUAUGGAUAUACCUAUAAUUUUUAAUUAAGCGAGGGCUUUUUAGGUUUUGAAAGGACUAGGCCAUUUAAAUCGACACAGAACAGGUGCCUUGCUGAUCAUCGCACAACAAGUUCACUAUAAAAAGAUAGCGCGUCUUAAUACGAUCUCUCCACCAUGUCUGAAUCGACCUCAGCUGCCGUAACGACAAUAUCAUUUAUUUUAGUCGUUACAAAUGUGAUAGGAAACUCACUUGUUUGCUGGAUCAUAAAAAAGAACCGAAAUAUGAGAAUAUCCUUGAAUUAUCUACUUGUCAACCUGGCUGUAGCAGACAUCUUGUACGCGGUGUUCAUAGCACCAAAAUUUCUUGUCAAAUUGACUGUCUCCCACCCUGACGGGCUGACAGGGAUAUACCUGUGCAAAUUGGUGACAGGUGGAAAUCUUGCGUGGGUUGGAAGCGCUUCCUCGAUUGUUACCCUGGUUGCCAUCUCGGUUGAGCGAUAUUAUUCGGUCAUGUAUCUAUUUAACAAAAAAGGAAAACUCACCAGGCGUAGACUUAAGGUGAUCAUUGCUAUUUCGUGGAUAUUCUCUUCAAUCUUCAAUUUGCCGGUGUUCUUGGUCAGGUCCUUUGAUGAUAAAAGCCAACAGUGCUUUCUAAGCUAUCCGGAGGAGUGGAUUAUUAAGGCUCGGGAAACGGCUUGGCUCGUCUUGACAGUUGUUCCCUUAUUGAUAAUGAUUGGCCUAUACUACAGAGUCGUGCACCUUUUGUGGUUCAAAAAUUGUGGUGGGGACAGUCAGUUCAGCAGCAAACAAAAGGGUGUGCUGAGAGUACGAAAACGAGUGACUCUAACUGUGAUAACCGUCAGUGUCAUCUUUGGAAUCUGCUGGGGGACGAGUUCAUUUAUCUAUUUUAUGAUUAACGUGAUAUCCUGCGACUUUGGAGCAAUCGUUGUGACAGUUGCAGACAUUUUGAUUCUUUUCAAUUCCACUGUCAAUCCGUUUGUGUAUGCGUUGUUAAAUCACCAAUUCAGACAAAAAAUGAGAGGGACAACAUGCUGCUCUCGUUCCUCGCCAUUCAGAAUCCAUCAUAUAAGGAACCCACCGAGCAAAGAGUUAGCGGAUGAUAGUGUCGCUCACUUGUCGCAGACCGGAAGAAUAAGAAAAAGCGUUCCAGUAAAUGCUGUUUAUUCUAGAACUUAGUGAAUUUCAACUUGUAUAACAGCAUUAAAUGGAUUCAACAAACAAAGCUGGCAAUUGUAGAUUAGCUGAAUAUUUAGACGGUGUACGGGGCAAACUCUUCCCCAGAAAUGACUGCGAUCCCUUCAGCCGGCGCCACAUAUCUAGUAAGCGAUGUAAGAAACUGGCUGAUAAAAACAAAUGCCAAGAAAAAUGGAGACGAAUGAAAAGACACAUAGCGUGUUAAUCCAUCUGUUUAAAAUCCAUUUAGUUAUUUCUAUCCUCAUCCUUCCCACUACUGAGAAAAUAUGGCAACGACCUUAGCAAAAAAAUGAAAAUGUUUCAUAGUUAGGUUUAUUUGAAGGAUUGUUUAAAUUGCCAUAAAAUCCACUAUAAUAUCGUGAUUUCGUGAUUACAAACUUUUUGGUAAUAUCCAAUUUCUGGAUUUCAUUAUCUAUUGUGUUUGGAAAAUUUUUUUGAAUAUCAUAAAAAUGACAAGAAGAAUUUGAAAAAAAAUUUACGCUAAAUAAUAAAGUUAAGAACAAGAUUCAUAAUAGUUCAAGUAGAUGAACAAGAUUUCUUGAGUAUUUGCAAUGAAUCCUUACUUGAAAUAAGCCUGCAUAUGGCUCACGAGAUUGCACUGUGAUACAACCCGUGUUAUUUCUUUUUAUGUGAUAAAUGAUUAUUAAAAUUGGUAGUGAU